GGCAGCGGGACUGGCCGCCCUGAGCACAUGCACCGCCGUCUCAGGCUGCAGCUGGAAAGUCACUCGGCGGCCGGCUGCGUCUGGGAGGCAUCAGCCGCUGGAGCUGGGGGCUCCCUCCGUCCCGGCUCCGGGCCCCCUGCGGCCUGACUCAGGCGCGGGGCACAGGAGGCGCCGCUCCCGUAAGUGACUGAACGGGGACAUGAAGAGCCGAUAAUUCCGAUGACCGCCAUGUUGCAAAAGUCGGACAGCAAUGCCAGCUUCCUGCGCGCGGCCCGCGCGGGCAACCUGGACAAGGUGAUGGAGUUCCUGAAGGGCGGUGUGGACAUCAACACCUGCAACCAGAAUGGACUCAACGCCCUCCACCUGGCGGCCAAGGAGGGCCACGUGGGGCUGGUGCAGGAGCUGCUGGGCAGAGGGUCGGCCGUGGACUCCGCCACCAAGAAGGGGAACACGGCUCUUCACAUCGCCUCGCUGGCGGGACAGGCGGAGGUCGUCAAGGUGCUGGUCAAGGAAGGCGCCAACAUCAACGCCCAGUCCCAGAACGGCUUCACGCCCCUGUACAUGGCUGCCCAGGAGAACCACAUCGAGGUCGUCAAGUACCUGCUGGAGAAUGGCGCCAACCAGAGCACCGCCACCGAGGACGGCUUUACGCCGCUGGCGGUGGCGCUGCAGCAGGGCCACAACCAGGCGGUGGCCGUGCUCCUGGAGAACGACACCAAGGGCAAGGUGCGGCUGCCUGCCCUGCACAUCGCCGCCCGCAAGGACGACACCAAGUCCGCGGCGCUGCUGCUGCAGAGCGACCACAACGCCGACGUGCAGUCCAAGAUGAUGGUGAAUAGGACGACUGAGAGUGGCUUCACGCCCCUGCACAUCGCCGCCCACUACGGCAACGUCAACGUGGCCACCCUCCUGCUCAACCGGGGAGCCGCCGUGGACUUCACCGCCCGGAACGGGAUCACCCCUCUGCACGUGGCCUCCAAACGGGGAAACACAAACAUGGUGAAGCUCCUGCUGGACCGCGGAGGUCAGAUCGACGCCAAAACCAGGGACGGGCUGACACCGCUGCACUGCGCGGCCCGGAGCGGGCACGACCCGGCGGUGGAGCUGCUGCUGGAGCGGGGCGCGCCCCUGCUGGCCAGGACCAAGAACGGGCUGUCCCCGCUGCACAUGGCUGCGCAGGGCGACCACGUGGACUGCGUCAAGCACCUGCUACAGCACAAGGCGCCUGUGGACGACGUCACGCUGGACUACCUGACGGCCCUGCACGUGGCCGCGCACUGCGGCCACUACCGCGUCACCAAGCUGCUUCUGGACAAGCGGGCCAACGCCAACGCCCGAGCCCUGAACGGCUUUACUCCACUGCACAUUGCCUGCAAGAAAAACCGCAUCAAAGUCAUGGAGCUGCUGGUGAAAUACGGGGCUUCCAUCCAGGCGGUCACCGAGUCGGGCCUCACGCCUAUACACGUGGCCGCCUUCAUGGGCCACCUGAACAUUGUGCUGCUGCUGCUGCAGAACGGCGCCUGCCCAGACGUCACUAACAUACGUGGGGAGACGGCACUGCACAUGGCGGCCCGGGCGGGCCAGGUGGAGGUGGUGCGAUGCCUGCUGCGCAACGGCGCCCUGGUCGACGCCAGAGCCCGGGAGGAGCAGACGCCUCUGCACAUCGCCUCGCGCCUGGGCAAGACGGAGAUCGUGCAGCUGCUGCUCCAGCACAUGGCGCACCCGGACGCGGCCACCACCAACGGGUACACGCCCCUGCACAUCUCCGCCCGGGAAGGCCAGGUGGACGUGGCCUCGGUCCUCCUGGAGGCCGGGGCUGCCCACUCCUUAGCUACCAAGAAAGGCUUCACUCCGCUGCACGUGGCCGCCAAGUACGGCAGCCUGGACGUGGCCAAGCUGCUGCUGCACCGGCGCGUGGCGGCCGACUCGGCGGGGAAGAACGGCCUGACCCCGCUGCACGUGGCCGCCCACUAUGACCACCAGGACGUGGCCGUGCUGCUGCUGGAGCGAGGCGCCUCCCCGCACGCCACGGCCAAGAACGGCUACACUCCCCUGCACAUCGCCGCCAAGAAGAACCAGACGCAGAUUGCGUCCACGCUCCUCAGCUACGGGGCUGAGACCAAUGUGGUGACCAAGCAGGGCGUGACCCCGCUGCACCUGGCCUCCCAGGAGGGGCACGCGGACAUGGUCACCUCGCUCCUGGACAAGGGCGCCGACGUCCACACAUCGACCAAGAGCGGACUCACAGCCUUGCACCUCGCAGCCCAGGAGGACAAAGUGAACGUCGCCGACAUUCUCGUCAGGCACGGGGCGGACCAGGAUGCCCACACGAAGCUCGGUUACACUCCUUUAAUUGUGGCCUGUCACUAUGGAAAUGUGAAAAUGGUCAACUUCCUUCUGAAGCAAGGAGCCAAUGUCAACGCCAAAACCAAGAGUGGUUACACGCCCCUGCACCAGGCCGCACAGCAGGGCCACACACACAUCAUCAAUGUGCUGCUGCAGCAUGGGGCGCGACCCGAUGCCACCACCACGAAUGGCAACACGGCCCUGGCCAUCGCUAAGCGGCUGGGCUACAUCUCAGUGGUCGACACCCUGAAGGUUGUGACGGAGGAGGUCACCACCACCACGACAACGAUCACUGAGAAACACAAGCUGAAUGUUCCCGAGACCAUGACCGAGGUGCUGGACGUCUCUGACGAAGAGGCUCUUAAGCAGCCUGGUGACCGCGUUAUUGAUGGGGAAGUACUUAGUGACUCAGGAGACGACACGAUGACGGGGGACGGCGGGGAGUACCUGCGGCCCGAGGACCUGAAGGAGCUGGGGGACGACUCGCUGCCCAGCAGCCAGUUCCUGGACGGGCUGACGUACCUGCGCUACAGCCUGGAGGGCGGGCGCUCCGACAGCCUCCGGUCCUUCAGUUCCGACAGGUCGCACACCCUGAGCCACGCCUCCUACCUGAGGGACAGCGCCAUGAUCGACGACACCGUUGUGAUCCCCAGCCACCAGGUGUCAGCGCUCGCCAAGGAGGCGGAGAGGAACGCCUACCGCCUCAGCUGGGGCCCCGAGCACCUGGACAAUGUGGCCCUUUCUUCCAGCCCCAUCCACUCAGGCCGCACCUCUCCAUGUCUCGACCGUGACAACAGCAGCUUCCUGGUCAGCUUCAUGGUGGACGCCCGCGGGGGCGCCAUGCGCGGCUGCAGACACCACGGGCUCCGCAUCAUCAUCCCGCCGAGGAAGUGCACGGCCCCCACACGGGUCACCUGCCGCCUGGUGAAACGCCACCGCCUGGCGACCAUGCCCCCGAUGGUGGAGGGAGAAGGCCUGGCCAGCCGCCUGAUCGAAGUCGGACCCUCUGGCGCGCAGUUCCUGGGUAAACUCCACCUGCCAGCGGCUCCCCCCCCACUUAACGAGGGAGAAAGCUUGGUCAGCCGCAUCCUCCAGCUGGGGCCUCCUGGAACCAAGUUCCUUGGGCCCGUCAUCGUGGAGAUCCCGCACUUCGCUGCCCUGCGCGGGAAGGAGCGGGAGCUGGUGGUGCUGCGCAGCGAGAGCGGGGACAGCUGGAAGGAGCACGGCUGCGAGCACACGGAGGACGAGCUCAACGAGAUCCUCAACGGCAUGGACGAGGUGCUGGACAGCGCUGAGGACCUGGACCGUAAGCGCAUCUGCCGCAUCGUCACCCGUGACUUCCCGCAGUACUUCGCCGUGGUAUCCCGUGUCAAGCAGGACAGCCACCUGAUCGGGCCCGAGGGCGGCGUGCUGAGCAGCACAGUGGUCCCACAGGUGCAGGCGGUGUUCCCCGAGGGCGCGCUGACCAAGCGGAUCCGCGUGGGCCUGCAGGCGCAGCCCAUGCACGGCGAGCUGGUCAGGAAGAUCCUGGGGAACAAAGCGACCUUCAGCCCGAUCGUCACCUUGGAGCCCAGACGGAGGAAGUUCCACAAGCCCAUCACCAUGACCAUCCCCAUCCCCAAGGCCGCCAGCGACGUCAUGCUGAACGGUUUUGGGGGAGAUGAUCCGACCUUGAGACUCCUGUGCAGCAUCACAGGCGGGACCACUCCUGCGCAGUGGGAAGACAUCACGGGAACCACGCCAUUAACGUUUGUCAACGAGUGUGUUUCCUUCACCACCAACGUGUCUGCCAGGUUCUGGCUGAUCGACUGUCGGCAAAUCCAGGAGUCCGUCGCCUUCGCCUCCCAGGUGUACAGGGAGAUCAUCUGCGUGCCGUACAUGGCCAAGUUCGUGGUGUUCGCCAAGUCGCACGACCCCGUCGAGGCGCGGCUGCGGUGCUUCUGCAUGACUGACGACAAGGUGGACAAGACCCUGGAGCAGCAGGAGCACUUCGCGGAGGUGGCCCGCAGCCGGGACGUGGAGGUGCUGGAAGGAAAGCCCAUCUACGUUGAUUGCUUUGGCAAUCUCGUGCCAUUAACCAAGAGUGGCCAACAUCACAUAUUCAGCUUUUUUGCCUUUAAAGAAAACAGACUUCCUCUCUUUGUCAAGGUACGCGACACGACUCAGGAGCCGUGCGGACGACUGUCAUUUAUGAAGGAGCCCAAGUCCACGCGAGGCCUGGUGCACCAGGCCAUCUGCAACUUGAACAUCACCCUGCCUGUGUACAUCAAGGAGUCCGAGUCAGAUCCAGAGCAGGAGGAAGAGAUCGAUGUGACAUCAGAAAAAAACGAUGAGACAGAGUCGACAGAAACAUCUGUCCUGAAAAGCCAGCUGGUCACUGAGGCCCCAGCCCUGGCGAGCCCGGACCUGCUCUCGGAAGUCUCUGAGAUGAAGCAGGGCCUGCUGAAGAUGAGUGCCCUGCUGACCACAGAUGCGGCCGACAGGGCGGGGCCGCUCAGGGACAAGGAGCCGGCCGGGCCCUCCCAGGAGGAGCCGGGGGAGCCCUUUGAAAUCGUGGAGAAAGUGAAGGAGGACUUAGAGAAGGUGAACGAGAUCCUGAGGGGGGGGUGCUCAGAGGGGGAAGGCCGUGAGCCGGGGCCCCAGCAGGACGAGGAGUGGGUAGUUGUCAGUGACGAGGAGAUAGCAGAGGCCAAGCAGAGGGCGCCCCUGGAAGUCCCUGAGGUCCCCUGUGUGGAAGUGAGACUAGCGAGGGAGACCCCAGCCCAGGGACAGAAGGAUGCCACGGGGCUGGUCAACUACCUCAUUGAGGACCUGAGCGCCUACACGGCCGCUCCCAAAGGGGCCCCGCAGCCAGUGCCCCGUGCGGCCGGGGCCGGGCGCGCUGGGAGCCAGGGGAAGGACGUGCCCCGAGAGGGGACGCAGAGGGCGCAGAAGGAACGCAAGCCGGGCCUGGGCGUGAAGAAGCCGGCGCGGAGGAAGCUGAGGGAGGACCUGACGCAGAAUGAGGAGGGCGCACAGGCCAGCACGGGGCAGCCGGGGCUGCGGAAGGGCAGCUCCGAGGAGUCCGCGGAGGAGGACGCGGGGCUGGCUCCGGAGCCGCAGCCCGCGGGGAAGGCCACGUCGCCGCUGGUGGAAGAGACGCCCAUCGGCUCCAUCAAGGACAAAGUGAAGGCCCUUCAGAAGCGGGUGGAAGAUGAACAGAAAGGUCGAAGCAAGUUGCCCGUCAGAGUCAAGGGCAGAGAGGAGGUGCCCCGGAGGGCCAGCCCCAGGCUGCCGCCAGCCGCCUCGCCCCCUCUGAAGUCCGACAGGCGGGCACCUGCCCCCCCGACCUCCAAGGCAGACAGACACUCUUCCCUCGCCGCCUCCGCCAAGUCCGACAGGCAUCCUCCCCCGUCACCACCGAGUAAAACGGACAGACACUCGCCCGUGUCUCCCUCAACGAAGAACGACAGACCCUCGCCUGCAUCCUUGUCAGGCAAAAACGGGAAACACUCACCUGUGUCACCUUCAGGCAGAGCAGACAGACACCCACCUGCGUCGCCAUCGGGAAGGACGGAUAAACAUGCACCCGCAUCGCCGGGGAGGACAGACAAGCGCCUGCCCGUGUCCCCGGCGGCCAGGACGGAAAAGCACCCUCCAGGGCCAGCCCCUGGGAAAGCAGAGAAGCGCCUCUCGGCGCCCCCGUCUGGGAAAACGGAAAAGGCAGCCCCCGUGUCCCCCACCUCGAGGACCGAGCGCAUCGAGGAGACCAUGUCCGUGCGGGAGUUGAUGAAGGCCUUUCAGUCAGGUCAGGACCCGUCCAAACACAAGGCCGGACUCUUCGAGCACAAAUCCCCCAAACCAAAGCCGCCGCAGGAAAAGGGCCGGGCUCGGGCAGAGAAAGAAAAGGGGCAGGGGCCCGCCCAGAGAGAGACCCAGAAAACCAGGAGUCCGCCCCCCAAGCCCGGCCAGAGGUUCCCGGGAGCUGUGGCCACAGGCGCCUCCGGGCCGAGAGAAAACGCCGCUGGAGGGAAGGAGCCGGUGUCGGGCCACAGGAUGCCGCCACCCGUGGGGCAGGCCCUCGGGGAGGAGCCGGACGAGGGGGGCAAUGGGGACCCCCAGAUCAGCCCCGACCGCAGAACCUCCACCGACUUCUCGGCGGUGAUUAGGCAGGAGCUGGAGGACAACGCCCGGUACCAGCAGUUCUGCCACCGGGAGGAGCCGGAGCCGGCGGAGGCGCAGCUGGUCCCGGAGCAGGUGCUCACCAGCCCCUUCCCCAGGGCCUUCCAGCCAGAACCGGACAGCGGGGAGCUGCUCCCAGGCCUGGCCUUCCGCCUGGAUGGCAGCUGGGAGAACCUGCGGCAGGAGGGGCCCGUGGGGUCCCCGUGUGGCAGCCUGAUGGAGGGGACCCCCCAGGCCAGCUCAGAGGAGAGCUACAAGCACGAGGGCCUGGCCGAGACCCCCGAGACCAGCCCAGAGAGCCUUUCUUUCUCACCAAAGCAAAGCCAGGAGCAACUUGGGGAGCCCAGUGAAACCACCCCCUUAGAAACAGACAGUCAUUCUGGUGAAGAGCGGCCCUCCACCAAAGACACUGGCGACGCUACCCGAGAGCCUGGCGUGGCUGUCACCGGGGGCUCUGAGCCCGCAGCCAGGGGCGUGAAGGAGGCCACCCCGGACCUGCCCAGAGAGACGGGCCCCACCCCCGGCGGCGGCGACCUGGGCCACUGUGCUGUGUCCCCAGCGAAGGAGGCUCCUGCCCGUCCGACUGAGGACGUGCCCGGUGAGGACGGUCCACCUGCCCACGAGACACGGACUGAGCCCCGAGCUCAGAGACCCACAAGCCCCGAGCCCGAGGCCCCCACGGCGACUGGCCAGGCCCAGGCCGCCCCCCGCAGCCCUCCAGGCCUGGAGCUGCCCCUCCGUCAGCCCGACACCGAGGUCCUCAGCCCCGGGGCCGACGAGUCCCUGGCGGUGAGCCACCAGGACUCCCUGGAGGCCAGCCCCGUGCUGGAGGACAACUCCUCCCACAAAACCCCGGACUCCCUGGAGCCCAGCCCCCUGCGCGAGUCCCCGUGCCGCGACUCCCUGGAGGGCAGCCCUGUGGAGCCCAAGGUGAAGGCCGGCGUCUUCCCGGGCCCCUCCCCUCUCCCCGCCGCUGUCGCCAGAGCGGAGCUCCUCUCCGAGGGGGCCUCCGUGCGGGCCCGGCUGCUCCGCGACCCCGACGGCAGCGCCGAGGACGACAGUCUCGAGCAGACGUCCCUCGUGGAGAGCUCAGGGAAGAGCCCCCUGUCCCCCGACACCCCCAGCUCCGAAGAAAUCAGCUACGAGGUCACCCCGAAGGCCUCAGACACAAGUCCCCCCAAACCAGCUGUGAUUCCCGAAUGUGCGGAGGAGGACAUGGAAAACGGGGAGAAAAAGAGGUUCACCCCUGAGGAGGAGAUGUUUAAAAUGGUCGCCAAGAUCAAGACCUUUGACGAGCUCGAGCUAGAAGCCAAGCAGAAGAGGGGCCCCCGGAGAGAGCCCGAGCCCGAGGGCCCUUCCUCCUCCCAGCCCGAAACCGCGCGUCCGGCGGCCGUGGGCGGGCCGCGGGGGCAGGACACCGAGGACAGGCGUGGCGUCCCCGUGGUGGUGACUGCCGGCAGCGGGACCGCGUCCUCCUCCUCGGAGAGCGAGCCGGAGCUGGGGCUGCAGAGAGCGGGCGCCGACCCAGGCCUGCUCCCGGAGCCGGUCAUCCACGUGCAGCCGCCGUCCCCGCUCCCAUCCAGCGUGGACUCCAGCUCCAGCCCCGAGGAAAUGCCCUUCCAGCCGACCGCCUCCAAGCAGUACACGUUCAGGGUGCGCGAGGACACGGAGGGGCCCAGGGCAUCAGGAGAAGAAGCGUGCGCACCCCAUCCGCCGGAAGGCAGCCAGGCGGGUCGCCCCGGGGGCCCGGGCCCGGCCUCCGACGGCCUGGACAGAGAUGCUGACCAGCCCGAGCUCUGCGCGGGCCUCGGGUGUGAAGCGGGAAGCACAGGCAGCUGGGCCUCGCCCGGCCCCUCAGGUCCCUGUGGCGCCCCGCAUGCUGAGGUCCACGGGGAGCUGGCUGGCUGGGAGGAGCCGUCGGCCCCGCAGCCCCUGGAGAAGGAGGACUCGGAGGGAGAGGCGCACCCAGGAGCUGCGCUCCCCGGCGAAGGCUCUUCACCGCCGCCCCCGGGGCCUGAUGGUCCAGCAUCUGAAGGAAGAGGGUCAGAGGAAGACCUCCUCUCUGCACCUCCCACCACGGAAACGGGGGCCGCGGGGCCCGGCCACGCCCCCAGGGCCUGCCCCACGCUCGCCGCCACCACCGCUCACACUGACACACUGUCCACAGACGGCCCGGGCUCCGACCGCGCCGGGACCGAGGACGCCUGUGACCUUCACGUCACAAGCCCGUAUGAAAACGUUCCUCCCCAGUCUUUUUUCUCCAGCGAAGAGAGCAAAACCCAGACAGAGGCGAGAUACACGAGCUUUCACUCGACAGAAGCGUGCUCUGUGGCCAUCACGUCCUCGGCGGAAGGCGUGGCGGUGGUCCGCUCUUCCCGUGCCACCGUUUCCAGCAGAGAGUGCAGCUUUGAGGGCCAGAGCACGAAAUCCACGCAAGAAAGCACCUUGUGGGAGACGCAGGCGGAUGGCGCCCCUGCGUCCCUCAGGCCCCCGCGGCCCUGCGCCGCUGCAGUCCCCGGCGAGCAGGUGAGCACAGUCGUCAUCACCACCAGCCACGUGGACUCGGAUUCCUGGAGCGAGAUCCGCGAGGAUGACGAAGCCUUCGAGGCCCGCGUGAAGGAGGAGGAGCAGAAGGUGUUCGGUCUGAUGGCGGACAGGCCGUCCCGGGGCACCACCCCAGACACCACGCCGGCCCGGACCCCCACCGAAGAGGGCACCCCAACCGGCGACCAGAACCCGUUCCUGUUUCAGGAGGGCAAGCUGUUCGAGAUGACCCGGAGCGGUGCCAUCGACAUGACCAAGAGGUCCUACGCCGAGGACGGUUUUCACUUUUUCCAAAUUGGGCCGGACUCCCAGGAGGAGACCGUCUCUGAGGACGUGGCAGGAGGCGGGGCUGCCGCCGAGCCCUCAGCGCCGGAGACACCAGCUCGGUCACUGGCACCUUCAGAAUCAAAAGACACAGACCUGGCUGACGCGCUCCCCUCGGACCCGAGUGAGGAGGGAGCGGGAGCCCCGGCUUCCGACAGUCACUUCUGCUCCCCGACAGGGAUCCCAGCCCCCCUGGACACGUCGGUUGCCUCUGUGGGCGCCGAGGACCUGCCCCCCACGCCCGGGGGCGCCACACCUCCUCCGCCCGCUGUCCAGGUCCCGGUGGCCGUCUCCGCGGUCACUGGGUCCGGAGCCUCAGGACAGGAUGGUGCCUCUCCUGACUCCUCCCCGGAGGAGCAGAAGUCAGUCAUUGAGAUCCCCACGGCAGCCACAGAGAACGUGCCUCCUUCGGAGAGCCAGUCCCAGGGCCCCGUCCGGCCCGGGCCCCCUGCCGAGGAGAGCCUGCUGCCCAGCCCAGGUGAGGACAGGAGCGAGCAGGAGACAAAGCCCAGGUCUAAAAUCCCCGUGAAGGCGCCCCCCCACGCAGCCGGGCCGCAGCCUUCGCCUCUGCACUCCUCCCUGCAGAAGACGGGGCCUCCUCAGGGACAGGACGUGCCAGGCAGGGCCGCAGAUGCCAGGGGCACCUCUGACUCAGAGGCCAGGCCUUGGGACUCAAAGACCAGAAGUCCAGCGAAAGCUCCAAGCUGUGCUGAGGCCGAAGCAGAGAGCGGGGAGUGGGCGGAGGAGCUCACCCUCGAGUCGGAGGCCGCAGCCUCGAGACCCAAGGUGUUUGCCUCCCGCCUGCCGGUGAAGAGCAGAGGCGCCCCAUCUUCCUGCAGGGGGGCCCCAAGCCCCACCCGGGAGAGCAGGGAGCACUUCCUUGACCUUUACAGGGACUCCAUAGAGUUCUUCGAGGAGAUUAGUGAGGAGGCGUCCAAGCUAGUGGACAGGCUCAGCCAGGCAGAGAGGGAGCAGGAGGCAGUCUCGGAUGACGAGAGCAGUAGCGCCCUGGAAGCCUCGGUGAUCGAGAGCCUGCCACCUGCCGCGCCCGAGCGCGCGGGCCCUGAGGACAUCUUUGACGCCAGGCCCAUCUGGGAUGAGCCCAUUGAGACUCUGAUUGAGCGCAUCCCCGAUGAGAGUGGCCAUGACCCCACGGAAGAUCAGCAGGAUGCGCAGGAGCGGCUGGAGGAGCGGCUGGCCUACAUCGCCGACCACCUGGGCUUCAGCUGGACAGAACUGGCCCGAGAGCUGGACUUCUCCGAGGAGCAGAUCCACCAGAUCCGGGUGGAGAACCCCAACUCCCUGCAGGACCAGAGCCACGCGCUGCUCAAGUACUGGCUGGAGCGGGACGGGAGGCUGGCCACGGACACCAGCCUCAUCGAAUGCCUCACCAAGAUCAACCGCAUGGACAUUGUGCAUCUCCUGGAGACCAGCACGGAGCCGCUCCUGGAGCGCGCCAGCCACAGCUACGCCGAGAUGGAGCAGACCAUCACGCUGGACCACAGCGAAGGGUUCUCGGUGCUGCAGGACGAGCUGCCCGCGCGGCACCCGCAGGCCCACGAGCACGCAGCGUCCCGAGCAGGCGAGGCCUGUGGUCACCCCCCUCUCGUCUCUGACGAAGACCUCUCCAUCAGCUGCUCCAUGGUCCACGAUGGCACCUCCCGGACGGACGGGGACAGCCCCGCUGGGGAGCGCCUCCCCCAGGAGCGGGUGCGCGGGGGCCCGGCGGGGACAGGGACGCCCGAGGAGCCGGCCCCGGGGCUGCAGUCGCAGUGCUGUGUGACCAGCCCGUGGACACCAGGGCCAGACACCGCAAAGGCCACGGCAGCCCCAGGCUCUCCCAGCAGGACCCCCGAGGAGGAUAGGCCCCACCAGCCCGCCCCGCCGCCCCGGGAGCGGGCCGACUCGCCCCUCGUGCAGGAGCCCGGGGAGUUCAGGGAGGCCAGCUCUCCGAGGAGGAACAGCCUAGUGAUCGUGGAGUCGGCCGAUGAGCAGCCACCGGCCUUCGAGAGCCUCGAUGCAGACUCAGCGUUUCAGAAGGAGCUCACGGCCGAGCUGGGCGAGCUGGAAGCCAGCUCCGAUGAGGAGGCGCUGGUCACCACCAGGGUUGUCCGCCGGCGGGUGAUCAUUCAGGGAGACGACGUGCCUGACCUGCCCCCAGAAACGGUCACGGAGGAGACAUACGUGGACGAGCACGGGAACACGGUGGUGAAGAAGGUCACCAGGAAGGUCACCCGGCGGUUCGUGUCCGCGGACGGCGCCGAGCGGGAGGAGGUCACCGUGCAGGGGCGGCCGCAGGAGCCCGUCAGCCUCGCGGACGCGGACGCCUACUCCAAGGUCGUCAAGCGCGUGGUGCUGAGGAGCGACACGGAGCGGGCCGAGGUGGCUGUGUCUGAGCCCGGCGCCCUGUGCGAGGCCUCGCAGUUCCAGGCGGAGCCCGUGGAGGGCCGCCGUGUCAGCAAAGUCGUCAAAACAACGGUGGUGCGUGGAGAGAGGAUGGAGAAGCAUCUGGGGGACCCCCGUGUCGCCCCUGACCUUCCCUCGGCCAAAGACGACUUCGAGCAGGCUCUGAGUUACACGGGCAGCCACGAGAAAGUCCACGCUCCCAGCUUAGUGGAGGAGGAGGUCCUGAGAGAGGACGGAUCAGUCGUGAAAAGGACCACGCUCCGUAAGGCCCGCACGCAGAAGCGGGCCGUGGUGAGGGACCGGCGUGGGAAGCGCGUGCACCUGGAGUCCCUGGAGGAUGUGCCCGAGGCCCUGCAGCGGGACGACCUCCAGCGCGACCUCCAGCAGCUCCUGCGGCACUUGUGCGGGGACGACCUGGAGCAGGAGGCCACGUGAGGCCGGCCCCCCGGACCCUCAGCCACGGCGCCGAUGUGAGACACCUGCCCGCCCCCCCACCCCCACGCUGAGCACGCUCCCUGGUUAGUGUCCCCUUAACUGUCAGCUAAUCUGUGACCAAAGAGAGCCUCCCCCGGUGCUGGGUCCCGGCUCCUGGCCUCCGGCUGCCCUGGGAACUGGCGCUCACCCUCCUCCCCUUCGCCCAGCCCCACGGGGCCUCGACCUUGGCUCCCACAGACUCUCCCGUGACAGCAGGCGACAGGCGUCCCCGCACAAGUGCGGGCGUCCGGGUACCAUGUACAUAGAAAAGGCUCAGAUGAGCACACGGUGGGUGAGAGCCACGGCCUGGUGUCACCACGUGGGCACCGGGAGCAGGGGCCCUGGAAACACCGGACAUGGAAGCUCAGGGGUCGUGGACACAACUGGAGGACAGCACGCCCGGCCGCUGCAGGAGAGGCACCUCCGCCCGCCCGUCCUGCCACCAGCACAGCCACGGCUGGGAGCCCCGGCCCGCCGCCCCCGGCAGGCAGGGAGCAGGGCGUCCAGGUGCUAGCAGCUGCCCGGGCCUCCUAGCGUCGUCAGGUCUCUGAUUUCGGACACGUUGGCAGGGUAUCGACGAGCUGUCCCGCUGUAGUCUCCAGAUCUCAUUGCUGCUGAGCAAACCGCGCUGUCUUACCCGUGGCCCCUCCUCCGGCCGCGGCUCUGUAGAUACCGCCUUGGGAACAGGACCUGCCCAGGACACACAGACCAGACUCCUCGCUGUGGGGGAGGGGCUCCCCUCCCCUCUCUCCGGUUCACUCUCCACUGGCGCCUGCAUGUCACAUCUGAAACCCUCCCAGUUCGGACCCUCUUCCCGUGCGGUGGCGGUUUCCACGCCCUCCCCGGGGCGGUGAGCUCGCAGGAGAGAUGGAGGCAUCCUCACCAGUUUCAUUUUGGUUGAAAUUUGGGGUUUAUUUAUUUGAAAUCCAGACUCCCUUGGGAACCAGGGGGUGCCUGUGUGCGCCUCCCUGGGUGUGUGUUUCAGAGGGCGGGCGGCCGUCCUCAUCCCCUGGCGUAUUGCAAGUAUAUUCCUAUGCACAGAGCAUCUCUGGAUCAGUUAUUUAUGAAAGAGAAGUAUAUCCAACAGAGAUGACUUUUAAAACAGACCCGGCUCUCUCCUGGCGGACGGAGCCCUUCCCGAUGCCAGCCGGUCUUUUCCUGUCAAGCAGAAAUGAGUCGCUGCCCCCAAGGUCACGACGGGGACCGGUGCCGGCGCGGCAUUUGGGGAGCGUCACCCCGAGGGUUUCCUGGGCGGGAGUGUCACAACCAGGCCUGACCCCCGUGCCAGCGCGCCGGGCCUCUGGGCAGGAAGGAAGCUUCGUCCGGCAGCCGGUGUGGAGACGGCGCCUUCGGACCCUCCCUGAUGGAGAGAGUGUGGCUGUUGUGUAACUUGCCGUGCUGGGGACGCCUGUGUGACGUUCUCCACCUUUGUUUUGAAUUUUGCUGUGUGAUCAGAAAACUUGAAUCCUGUGAGAAGAAGUGCAUUUUCAGUUGACGAAUCAGCAUCUUGUUCCCAUGGCGAUAACCCUAAUGACUAUACCUAUGAGGCAUGUUCCAGUUAAUGGGGAAAGUGCACCACUAACCACACGUAGCUGCAGACCGUGUACCAUGGCUGAUUAACCUAAAUAAAACGUACAAGUGUC
This is a messenger RNA of Myotis daubentonii (Daubenton's bat), 13898 nucleotides long. It is a transcript of the gene ANK2, whose product is annotated as ankyrin 2. NCBI's taxonomy places the organism in Eukaryota, Metazoa, Chordata, Mammalia, Chiroptera, Vespertilionidae. Gene Ontology annotation, biological process: signal transduction. Gene Ontology annotation, molecular function: protein binding. The record is from RefSeq and is a predicted model, not a curated record.